Molecule: messenger RNA, 1710 nt
Organism: Ostrinia furnacalis (Asian corn borer)
Lineage: Eukaryota; Metazoa; Arthropoda; Insecta; Lepidoptera; Crambidae
Exons: 4
Coding region: 1-1710 (569 amino acids)
Biological process (GO): DNA integration
Molecular function (GO): nucleic acid binding; zinc ion binding
Source: RefSeq, a predicted model, not a curated record
AUGUCUUUCGGGAAGAUCAACGAGUUUAACGUGAGUGCGGGGAAUUGGUCACUGUACGUCGAGCGUCUGGAGAUGUACUUCAAGANACAAAGAAGACAGCGGGAGGGCGAGUCAAUUGCAACGUACAUAACAGAAUUGAAGAAAUUGUCAAAAUUGUGUGAUUUUGGAGCCAACUUAGAAGACAGUUUACGUGACCAACUUGUUUGUGGGGUAGUCAGUGACGUCAUACGGCAAAGACUGUUUGCGGAAGAUAAUUUGAACUAUACGAGUGCAGUUAAGUUGGCGUGUGCGUUGGAAGCGGCGGAACGUAACGCGGCAGUAGUAGAUGUGUCAUCAUCGGGAACUACGGGAAGCGCGGCCGCGGUACACGCAGUAGGGGCGAAGCGCGAGCGCGGGCGCGGGCAGCGCGCGCGUCCCUGGCAAGCCAACGGUUAUAACAACUCGGAAAAUUGCAUAGUGUGCGGGAAAAAUGGCCACAGCAGCGAGGAGUGUCGCUACAAGAAGUUCGUUUGCAGUAAAUGUAAAAAAGUUGGACACCUGCGUAGGGUUUGUCCCAACUCAACCGGGGGCCCAGGCCCGGACCGGAGGCGGGUGAACCAUGUCUCAUGCCAAGACAACGGGUCAGAUGAGGAUUCCCGGUCGGAAGACUAUGAAGAAAUGUUAAACCAACUCAGUUUGAGCAGCUAUAAACCGAUUUGUAAAGAAAACAAGUGUGCUAAUUUGGAAAUGUUAAUCGACAGGCAUAAGGAAUUGUUCAGCGGCGGGCUGGGGCGGUUCACGGGAGGCCAGGCGCGGCUGCGGGUGCGCGAGGGGGCGGCGCCCGUGUUCCACCGCGCGCGCCCUCUGCCCUACGCGCUCAAGGCGCAGGUGGACGCGGAGCUGGACUGCAUGCUGCGCGACGGCAUCAUAGAACCGGUCGAGGUUUCCGACUGGGCUACGCCAUUGGUACCGAACAAUGGCAUUGAACACAUAUUUUCAGCUCCCUACCACCCUGCUUCGAAUGGGGCGGCGGAGAAUGCAGUUCGAACAAUUAAAAAAGACAUAAAGAAAGCCAUUCGUAAAAAAGAAGAUAUCCAAAAGUUUUUAAAUACGUUUUUACUUCACUAUCGAAACACAGAACAUUGUACUACAGGCGAAAGUCCAGCCACGUUAAUGUUAGGAAGACAGUUAAGAAUCAAACUAGAUUUACUCAGGCCGGAUAGAGGUAAAAAAGUUAGGGAUGCGCAGGCUAGGCAAAUAAAAAUUGGAACAGAGGUAAGCAGAGUUUUAGAACCAGGAGAAGAAGUCUGGAUCCGCCAAUACCAGGGGGGAAACAAGUGGAUACCGGGUAAGGUAGCUGAAAGAUUAGGAACAACUGAUUAUAAGAUAUUAGAUACUUCAGGUAGAGGGUCCCACAGACAUAUUGACCAGUUAAGACGGAGAUCUUUGCGUAGCUCGCUUGUAGCCCCACCGCUCGAAAUCGAGGAACCAACCACAGCGGCUCAAGUAGCGGUACCAAUGUGCGAGGAUCAGGUGCAGUCCGGCACCCGCCCAUCUGUAGCUGACAAUCCUUUGGACAGUAAUAUUUCUGUCGAUGUGGACAAGGACUCUGAUACCUUCUGCGAUGCGAGCUCCUCUCCCGCGCCCGCAACCGAUAAGCCCGCCACUCCUCCCCGAUCUAGGCCAAUACGAAAGUGUAGAAUUGAUAACCCACCNUUGGAAAAUAACUGA